AUGUCCUCGGGCCCCUCUAGAGGCGGUCCUCCUUUAGGCCGAGAUCGUGAUAGAGACCUGCGGUAUGGAAGUAGCAAUGAUGACUACGGAAAACGAAGAAAGAACUUUUAUAGUGGGUCGACUAGAAGAGACUUCAAAUCAACCAACUCUCCCCCUGGUACGGACAGUACAGCUUCACAAGGACUGUAUCCAUCCAGGAGUGAUAAACCGCCUUCAAGUGAUUAUGGCAGGCCCCGUUAUAGAGGUUCGAGCCUUUCAAACAGUGGGCCUCUGUACGGAAGUUCUAGGCUGAGCCUAUACGGGAAAGAGCCUAGGUACAGCGGCUCUAAGCCCAGCUAUGGCUACAACUCAAAGUAUUAUAAUGAAAGGAGCAGUGGUGGAGCUUUCGGCUCUUACAAUGCCAGCAAAAGGGAACCCUCAGGUGAGUACUACGGAUACCCAAGUUCAGGUAGGGAUUACAGGGAGCGGGAUACCAGAGAUCUAAGAGACCCACGGGACCAUCGUGAAACGUGGGACUAUAAAGAUUCUACUUCCAGAGAUGUGACCAAUAAUUCCAACAUACCGAGAGAUUCGGCUAGAGAUCUGUGGAGGUCUGAUAGACCUAAAGCAUCCCUUUCCUCAUCAGGCCCCUCAAGCAGAGCCUACUCCUCUCGUUUUAGCUCCAAUAAUGCCCCUCCGGCUAGUCGAGGUUCUGGGUUAGGCAGUGGAAGUCUAUCGAAUUCGGGACCAGAUUAUAAGAGAGAGAGAUAUGAUUACGAUAACGAGGACUCGUACGGAAGUCGAUGGAAAUCAUAUCCUAGAGAUCCCAGAGAUAAACCAAGAUCUCUCUCAGGCUCUAGGCCGUAUAGCAGCAAGGAGAAGAGGAGCUCAGGCCUCACCAAUAGUUUGGGGAACAAGAGAGGAGAUUCCUAUUAUCCUUCUAAAAGCUCAUAUCCUAGCAACGCCAACAGAUAUCAGGACCGUUACACAGAUAGGUAUGAUCGCCGCAAUGAUACAGAGGACGGCAGGUCCGAAUAUAAUGGCAGCGUUGAGGAUUAUAAUGACGCUGACGAAGGUGGACCUUACUAUGGUGAAAAUCGAUACUACCGAGAGGAGCUGCGAGAACCAGAAGAAUCAUACCAUGGUGAGGACAGAGAAGACGUGAACAUGAAGGAAGGCGAAGAUGAAAGCGAUAAGGAAACUGAAACCGAAACGAAAACAACCGAUGAAACUGACAAAGCUGAUGCCGAACUCGAAGCUAAAAAAAUCUCCGAAUCUGUGGUUCAUGAUUUGAAGACCAUGGAGGCCUCGCAUGAACAUCAUGCCAAGCACCUCGAGGGCAUUCCUCUACAAGAUCCCAGCAGUGAAACUCCCCUCAAAACUACGAAUGAAGUAGGAACGGAGGCCGCAAAACCCAUUAUCAAGGAUGAAGAAUUACCUUCCAGUGUUCCAUAUUCGGCUCCUAAGACGGUGGAUAUAAAACCUGCGGUUGAUUACAGUACCCUCCGGUCAAUUGAGAAGCUCAAGCUGGUAAAGGUAUCUCCAGAAGACCUCAACACUAUGGAUUACCCUAAGGGAUGCUACAGACCACUCACCGAACUCGACCAUAAGCUUGAAGUUUUGAAGAAUGAAUUCAAUCAUGCCAAAGAGCAUGAUGAGGAUGAGUCUUUCCUUAGAUUCAGUCUCGCAAAACCCCUCGCAAACUUACUGGACUACCCCUUCUUCUAUCAAAAUCUUCAACAGUUUGCCUCAAAAUUCAAAAGAAUCAGGGCCUUGUAUGACCGCAGAGAGCACAAUGUGAAGAAAAAGCGCCUUCUGUUAUGGAUAAAGUACAACACCCUAGACAAAGAAAAUGAGAAAAGGUGUGAGAAAAUGGAAGAGCAAAUCAAAAUCAUCCACCCUCCAGAUGAUGAUUCGAGGCGUGAACUUGAGCUGAUCGAUAUCAGGGCAAAAACUAAUGACGCUGCUCCUGAUGCACAAUCGCCAACAGAGCCGCAGGCUCCGUCAGGUAGAAGAGGCCGUCGUCAUGGUGACUUGGUCACAACAGAAGCAGAAUUCCAAGAGAUUUUGAAAAGUUUGGAGAACGAGCAGAAUGAAGACCCGUUAGGCAAGGCACAGCGUGUUUCUGCCAAAAUUCCAGACCUCAUUCUUGACCCAGUUGAGCGACAAAGUUUCAUUUUCAUGGACUCGAAUAACAUAGUUCAUGAUAAAGAGAAUUGGGCUAGCAGAAUCAAAUCAGACUUUAUGGAUAACUUCACCGAACAAGAACAUGACGCAUUUUGUGAGGCAUUCUGCCGUGCUCCAAAACGUUUUGGUGAAAUCUCGAGACUAAUUGGUGGUUUGAGAUCUGCAGAAGAAUGUGUUGUGCAUUAUUACAUGACAAAGAAAGCUGUCAAUUACAAGUAUUUGGUCUCACAAUUCAAGAAACGUUCAGCCCGGAAGCCCUCGAGGAGGAAGUCAAAAUUCAAAGACCAGGAUGUUUCAUCUUCUGCGACGACAGAUGCCGCCCCUGUGGAAGCAACAGAUAGUGGAAAGGACACUGAAGCUGCAAUGACACCAGAGAUUGGAGUUCCUCCUAUAGAACCGGUUGAUGAGGUCAAGCGUAAGCGAAUUGCUGAUGGCCAAGUGGCGCCAGAUUCUGGGGUUGAGCUCCCACCGAAGAAGAAAUCAAGGAGACGUAAAGAUGAGGAAAUGCCACCUUCGAGUGCGGCGGUCGAUCAGUCAAAGGAUCUCCAUGAUCAAGUUUUGGCUCCAAUCGAACUGACUGCCCCGCAAGCCAACGUGUUGACAAGCCCCUCAGUGGACCGUCUGAAUGGUUCUGUUUUGGAAGAUAAAAGAAAGGCUAUCACCAGCUAUUGGAGUAUCACCGAAGUCAAUGAUUUCCCUCGUUUGCUUGCUGAGUUUGGCUCCAAAUGGUCAAUCAUAGCUAAGAAACUCAGCACCAAGACUGCUACGAUGGUCAGGAAUUACUACCAGAGAAACGCUGAAAAAUAUGGUUGGCAAUCGCUUGUAUUGGAAGCCGAUGGAAGAUCUGCCCAAGGUGCUGGCGAUCCUCACUCCCAAAUUUCUAAUAUCGAUGCAACCAUUGUGGUGAAGCCUCAGAGGAGACCAGAGGAGUAUACCCCUGGACGCAGACCAGAAGAAUACAACGGAACUUAUGAAAGUGUGGCGCAGCCACCCAAGUUUUCGGAUGUGCCCGUUGGUAUGUUUCAGCAUCCAUUCCAGGCAUCACCUCCGAAACGUGCCUCUGUUGGUUCUCUCCUUUCCGGUCCACCUCCUGUGAUGUACGAACAAGCGUCAAAUGUGUCGCAGGUCCCUCAGGUGUCUCUGUCCUCCUUGCCGCCGGCAGUAUCGCUUCCUCCUGUUCUUCCAGCUCCUAUCCUGCCACCAGCGAAACAUGGCGGCGUGAAGCCUUCCAUUAUGAGUCUUCUCAAUUCCGACUCAUCUUCACUGCCCCUCGCCUGCGCCGGCGCCGGCGCCCCCAAGCCAGGAAAUCUUGCAUCAUUACUCAACUCGUCUUCAUCACCUGUGCGUCCGCCAGAUCCACCAAGCAAGCCCGACAUUCCGUCAGAGGCGCCUCGCAAGAAUAGCAUCAAGUCACUCUUACAUGACCUGUGA
Candidozyma duobushaemuli is the source of this 3597-nucleotide messenger RNA. RefSeq names its product Snt1p (gene SNT1). Gene Ontology annotation, cellular component: Set3 complex. Lineage: Eukaryota; Fungi; Ascomycota; Pichiomycetes; Serinales; Metschnikowiaceae. The record is from RefSeq and is a predicted model, not a curated record. The coding region runs from base 1 to 3597 and encodes 1198 amino acids. The transcript has 2 exons. Gene Ontology annotation, biological process: regulation of transcription by RNA polymerase II.